AUGUCUCAAGACUCUGCCCCCGUCGAGCCUGGCUAUCUGGGCAACUUGACGGUCAACGAAGAACACAAGCUGCAAGAGGCAUGGGUGCACCUCCUCCAGCUCAGCGGCGUCGAGGAGGGCCUUGGAGAUGGCAUACCAGACCGAAGCCUCGAGUUCCAGCAGCACCUCGGCAGUCUGUCGCCGGCCGAGUUCCGGCAGCGGCUGUGGAACUUCAUCCUCGCCGACCACCCGGACGUGCUGGUGCUCCGGUUCCUGCGGGCGCGCAAGUGGGACGUGGAGAAGUCGGUGGCGAUGCUGGCAUCGGCCAUCAGCUGGCGGCACGAGCACCAGGUCGACGAGGGCGUGGUGCGCAGGGGGGAGAGCGUCGCACUGGCGGCGGCGCCGUCUCCAGACGACAAGGCCUUCACGGCGCAGUACCGGUCAGCCAAGUCGUACGUUCGCGGCUUCGACCGCGAGCGCCGCCCCGUCUUCAUCAUCAAGGUCCGCCUGCACGACCCCAAGCUGCAGCCGCCCGAGGUCAUGGAGAGAUUCGUGCUGCACAACAUCGAGACCAUGCGCACCAUGAUGCGGCACCCCCACGAGAAGUCGUGCCUCAUCUUCGACCUGACCGGGUUCGGCCUCCGCAACAUGGACUUUCACGUCGUCAAGUUCCUCAUCCACGUCUUUGAGGCCAGAUAUCCAGAGUACCUCGGCGUGGUGCUCGUGCACAACGCGCCGUUCAUCUUUUGGGGCAUCUGGAAGAUGAUCCGGCCGUGGCUGGACCCGGUGGUUGCGGCCAAGAUCAACUUCACGCACGGCAACGGCGAGCUGGUGCGCUUCAUCGCGCCCGAGAACCUGCAGCGGUGCUACGGCGGGCAGGACGCGUGGGAGUACAAGUAUGUGGCGGCGGCCGACGCGGGCGAGAAUGACCGCAUGCGCUCCGAGAAGAAGGACGCCGUGCGCGCCGAGCGCGACGUCCUGGUCCGCCGCUUCGAGCAGCUGUCGGCCGAGUGGGCUGGCGCCGGCGCUAGCGCCACGCAGGAAGAUUGGGCCGAGUCGCCGUCAGCCGACGUUAAUGCCCGUGCCGAGGCCGAGGCCGGCGCAAGCUGGCGCAAGCUGGCUGCUGCACGCCGCGAUGAGCUCGCUGACCAGCUCCGGGAGAGCUUCUGGAAGCUCGACCCCUACGUCCGCGCCAGGACGUACUACCACCGCGUGGGAGUCAUUGGUCCGGCCGGCGAGGUGGACUACAAGGCUGCACAGUAA
Molecule: messenger RNA, 1242 nt
Organism: Lasiosphaeria miniovina
Lineage: Eukaryota; Fungi; Ascomycota; Sordariomycetes; Sordariales; Lasiosphaeriaceae
Product: CRAL-TRIO domain-containing protein
Exons: 2
Coding region: 1-1242 (413 amino acids)
Source: RefSeq, a predicted model, not a curated record